UCAUCGCAGAUAGACCAGCUCGACCAACGCUUGACGCGAAUAAGAAGGGGGUAGCUGAAAUUCUUGGGAGUCUUCCGGUACAAGAUCGCGACUGGCGAUUACUGUGUACGACUGCCAAAUUGCGAGAACACAAACUGAUCCCUGAGAACGCGAGUCUUCAACGGGAGCCAGUAUAUAAAGAACCAUCUGAGAAACAGCAGGAGCGGAUAGAUAAACGUCUUUCUAAGCAAACUCCUCGACAAACUUCAGACAUGACUUUCUUGAAGUCUGCCCCUGUCCUGAAGAUCAAGCAAAAGGGUGGAACACCAGCGACUUCGCCGGUCGUUGCCCAGAAGAGGAAGAGCGAUGUGAUGACUUCGCUUGCUGCAGAUUCCUCCAAGAAGUUGGCUAAGACUACUCAGGACAAGGGGAAGAAAGUCGUCAUCGACUCUCCUGUUCGUGCUCGCGAUUUUCUGGCCAUGCAGGAAAAAUUACUGGCUGAGAUUCCUUACGAGGAUCUUGCUUCUCGAUCUACUGAACUGGCCGUGCAAUCCAUGGCUUUGUUCAUGAAAGCCGCGGCUACUCCUUCGAAGGAAACUGAUUCGCUGAAGAGGCAGAACGUCCAUUUUCAAGAGAACAUAAAGAAGCUGAAGCAGGAGGUGGCGAGGAUGGAGGAGCUUAACAAGGCCAAGGAGAAGGGACUCGAGGAAGUCAACAGGGCAAAAGAACAGGUGGAGCUCGAGCUCAAGAAGUCGCAGGACACGAUCGCUGAGAUGGCUCGCGACUUGGAGGCUGAGAAAGAGAGUGGGAAGAAACAGUACGAUCAGGCCGUGUCUGACUACAUUUACACUACUCUUUCCAAGGUCCCUGACUUCGACUUCUCGCUGCUUGGAGCCGAAGCUGCAGAAAUGGCUGAAGCCUUUCGCGCGAUGUCUCCUACCCAGACUCAGGGUAACCUUCCUGAUGAAACCGAGGGAGUACAGGCUGAAGAGGUCGAGAAUGAAGUCGUGAGCAAGAUUGCAGACGAGGCUGCUCCUGAUGAGACUACUCCCAUUGCUCCAGGCGUUUGA
Molecule: messenger RNA, 1049 nt
Organism: Cannabis sativa
Lineage: Eukaryota; Viridiplantae; Streptophyta; Magnoliopsida; Rosales; Cannabaceae
Exons: 2
Coding region: 252-1049 (265 amino acids)
Source: RefSeq, a predicted model, not a curated record